AAAAGCUGCCCGACUCAGAAACAAACCAGACAGACACUGAAGCCUCAUCAAAUACUUUCACCCACCAAGAUGUCUGCAGAAGUUCAAGCUGCAGCAGAUUUUAGAGUGAAAUAUAGCAGAAGGACCCACAGUGAUGGACGAGAGAGAGAGUACAGCGAGGUGCAGAUGAUAGAUGAUGGAGAACAGCAUCCUGAUGUUGGGUUACAAGAAGCUGGUGAUGAUACUCAGAAGAAGCUUCCAGCUGGGAAAAGAAGCAGUUUCAGGGGUUUUGAAGUGAACCUGGGAGUGCUGUAUCUGCUGAUUCUGGCUGCAAUCACGACACGCUACUUCUUGUUGUCUGUACUCUAGCCAAAUACAAAAAGAAAAUAAAACAAAACAACUGAACUGCAUCAAUCAAUAGUGCAAAAUAUGAAAGUAGGCUAAACUACUGGAGGAAAAGAUGGCUAUAGCCACUGUGACUUCACCUGAUGGAUGAAAUGUGUUUGAAACAGGAUGUGGAAUGUAUCUGAGUAAGCAGCUGAGGAAAGAACAGGCUAACCUAACAAUCAGUCACAAGUCAUUAGCCACUGAGCAGACCCUUAAUAACCUUACUCAUAGAACGACCGUAUGUUACAAAUUGACUUAAUAUUCUGUUCAAUAAGACAUGAAGCUGAUAUGUAGUUUGGGUGUCAUUCUCAAUAUUUUGUUCACAACACUGUGACGUACCGUAGGGAAAACUUUUUGAUGUUUAAUUAUGGACUGAGAAAAACUGAAAAACAAUUUAGUAACUUUAGUCACAUGAAAUCUUAAACAACUUAACGUGUUUUUCUAUCAGGCAACAGAAAAAGGUGUUACUGACAAAGAGACAUUUCCUGCUUUGUGCACACUGUGAGCAUGAGGUAUGAAUGUGGUUGUGGUUUGUUUCACCACGAGCUCAGCUUAUGUUAAACAAAGAAAAAUGAAAUUAUUCUUGUUUCAUGCAAAAUGUUUUCACAGUUUUUCUGAGUGGCUUUGCAAAUAUAAAUACAAUGAAAUGUUCUAUUUGUGGGUUCCACCACACUGGAGGUUUUUAUGCACAUUAAUUAAAUGAAAGUUUGGGUCUGUGUUUCCUUACAUGCUGCCACUUCCUCAAAACGUCUUCCUGUCUGAAAGCAGAGAGCAGGCUGGACAAGAACAGAACAGAACAGCUCGAUAUCUACCAGGGUCAGUACUGCAGGACUGUUAGAGGACAGUUUAAACUCCUGCUCAGCGUCUCAGUCCUCUCAAGAUGUCCUCAGAUAUUUAUGCAGAACCAGAUCUAUCAAAGAAGGUGAGAUACAGCAGAAAGGAGCAGGAGGACAGAGCAGAGUGGGAGCAGAGGGAGGUGGAUAUCUACGAGAAUACAGAUGAGAUCAGAGAUAGUUAUGAUCAUUUUAAAUCAGAGGAAGGAGGACCACAGACUCAGAGUCCUCCUUCAGUCCAGAAGGGCUCUUUCAGAUGUGCUACACUGGCUCUAAGAGUGCUGUGCCUCCUGAUGUUAGCUGGGAUCAUCAUCCUGUCCAUAUGCUAUGCUUUGAACAAGAGUCAACUCCAGGAUGAACUUCAAGACACAAAAACCAACCUGACUCAGUUACAGAGCAGUUAUGAUAAACUGAGUAAAAACCACAGUCAGCUACAGGAAGAAGUGAAGAAGCUGAAGGAGAAGAUAGAAGGAAAGUGGUGUCCUGAAGAAUGGACGAGAUUUGGAAGCAAGUUUUAUUUUAAAUCCACUGAGAGGAAAACUUGGUCUAACAGCCAAAAACACUGUAAGACCAGAGGAGCUGAUCUGGUGAUGAUAAACAGCAAAGAGGAACAGGAAUUUAUCAGGAACAUGAGAGGAGGGUCCUGGAUUGGUCUGACAGGAUGGAAUUAUGAAUGGGAAUGGGUGGACGGAUCAGCGCUGACACAAACGUUCUGGGCAGAAGGACAUGGGAAUCCCAGUUCUGGUUCCCGUGGAGUCUGCUGUGAUGAUUCUGGGAGAUGGACAGGGUCACAUUAUUCUGAAUCAAAGACCUUCAUCUGUGAGAAAUGAGUUUGGUGCUUUGAUGUAAAUGUUUGAAUAAUCCAACCAAAGACACCUCACUAUGAAAUGUCCUGCAUGAGCCUCAGACUCAGCUCACAGUUGUUACUUGUUCAUUCUGCAUCAUAUAUUGAUUACAUAUAUUGUCCCUCUGUGCUCUGUGCUGUACAGUAAGGUUGGAAGUCAUCCACACAAAAACUUGAAGUACUUCAUUACUCUGUAGUUCCAGCAAAUUGUUCUAAUAAAAGUCAAAGUGCAGCUUGUCUUUACUUUGGUUUACUUGGUUUAUUCAUCAGUCUGUUGGUCCUAAAACUACAGUUCUGGUUUUUAACCCUUUACAUUUAAAUUCCAGUUUAAUGCUUUUUUAUUAUUUUUACAAAGAAAAUAACAAUAACUAUUUUUUCUCCCAGUGUAAUGAAUAUUUGAAGAUAAGACUCUAAUCACCACCAGUGACCUCUGUCAAAGUUCAGCAACAAAUUUGAUUUGUUUGCAUUAAUAUUUUAAUGUAGUGUCAGAUUUAAAAUGUUUCAGUCUUCAGACAAAAUGAACAAAAUCUGUAAUUGUCUGCAGCGUCCCAAACGUGUCAGCUCUAAACUGAAGAUGUUUUGUGCAUUUUAACAUCGUUGUGUAACGUGUUGCUACAUCUCUGGUCACAGGCUGCCAUGUAGGUCACAGCACGGGGUACAGCUCAGUGUAGAUUUAACAUAAACAUAUAAAGGAAGGA
This is a messenger RNA of Oreochromis niloticus (Nile tilapia), 2741 nucleotides long. RefSeq names its product CD209 antigen-like protein A. Lineage: Eukaryota; Metazoa; Chordata; Actinopteri; Cichliformes; Cichlidae. The transcript has 9 exons. The coding region runs from base 1247 to 2029 and encodes 260 amino acids. The record is from RefSeq and is a predicted model, not a curated record.